Suillus subaureus is the source of this 846-nucleotide messenger RNA. Its product is annotated as XRN 5'-3' exonuclease N-terminus-domain-containing protein. Gene Ontology annotation, molecular function: 5'-3' RNA exonuclease activity; RNA binding. Gene Ontology annotation, cellular component: nucleus. The transcript has 6 exons. NCBI's taxonomy places the organism in Eukaryota, Fungi, Basidiomycota, Agaricomycetes, Boletales, Suillaceae. The record is from RefSeq and is a predicted model, not a curated record. Gene Ontology annotation, biological process: nuclear-transcribed mRNA catabolic process. The coding region runs from base 1 to 846 and encodes 281 amino acids.
AUGGUGCGGCUGCACAAGCUUCUUUUCAUGGCUAUUGUUGGCAUUGUGCCUCAUGCCAAAAUGAAUCAACAGUGGAGUAGAUGGUUCAGGAGUGCUCAAGAGGCAAAAGAUAAGGUGGAAGCUCGUAAACUUGCUGUCGCUGAGUGGGAAGCUAUGGGUAGGAUUAUUACCGACGACAAGAAAAGCAAGGAAGCUUGGGACUCUAACACUAUCACACCUGGCACAUCAUUCAUGGCCCUUCUAGCAGUGUUGUUAUGGUACUACUGGGUCGUGGAGAAGAUGAACACUGAUCCAGGGUGGAAAGAUGUAUGCAGGGAACAUUUCUUAGGGAUCUUUCUGAUUCAUUUCUUGUAUAGCUUACGCAGACAGCGCACUGCAAACCCCAGUCAUGACCCUAAUACUCAACAUGUAAUUCAUGGUUUGGAUGCUGAUCUCAUUAUGCUUGCCCUUGAAGAUGUGUUUGUGCAGGCCAAAGGUUCUGGGUGCCGAAUAUGUGGACCAGAAGGUCACUAUGCCACUCAAUCCUCCUCCACCAGAAAAAAACUGUUCAUUUUCCUCAAUGUCGCUAUUUUGCACAAGUAUCUGGAAUCUGAGUUGAAUGUGAACAAUACACCCUUCCCUUUCGAUUUGGAACAGGCUAUUCAAGUUGAUGACUGGGUGUUGCUCAUAUUCUUUGUUGGCAACAAUUUCUUGCUGCAUUUGCCAUCACUUGAGAUUCAUGAAGGCGUGAUUGAUACUCUCUUGAGGAUCUGGAAGAUGGAGUUGCCCAGAAUGGGUGGAUAUCUGAUGAACCAUGGUCAACUAGUACUAAGUCAUGCACAGAUCAUAUUAGAGGGACUGGCAUGA